AAAAAAAGAAGACCAGCCCUGACCGGUCAGCACCUCUUGGAAUUGCCAGCACUAAUGGAGGCAGCAGGGAGUGGCUAGAGAUGAAUGCUAUGGAGGACAAGGAUGGUAGCAAAAAAGGAAAAACUAAACACAAACCAGGCAAUAGUCCAGAACUGCCAUCAAUUGUUGACUAUCACGUUAACAAGUCCUUUACCAUGAACACCAAUGAUAAUACUUAUGGCAACGGAUAUGACAGCUACAGUGGCGGCGACCCUAAUUUAAGUCGGGACAGCAUGUAUGACUAUGACAUUGAUGAUUCUGGUCCUCAUCGAGAGAUGGCUGUCGAUGUCCCGGAAAAUUUUAUUGCCAAUGUCAAAUCUGCACCACGCUAUCCCCCACCUUGGUCAACAGGGAGCUCAUCUCAUUCUGUGCAGUCACACUCAGAGACAAAUAACAAAGACAGGAAAGGACAAAAGGCAGAUACUCAGCAAAGUUCCGCGGUGUCCAACAGAGGCCCUAAACAGCAGCAGAGUAAUAUAGAGCAACAGCCAAGUGCCUACGAGCUGGAAAGAUUACAUCGCCACCAGGAGGCACUGAAGAAACGUAGGGAAGAAGAAAAAAGGUUGCAAGCAGAAGAGGAAUUUUUGAGAGCUUCUUUAAGAGAAUCAAAGAAAUUGCGGGCCCUGGAAAACAGUAGAUCUGUCGAAUCAGCACCUACAGGACUUGUGAACACUGGGUACGAUGGUGACGAAGAUGCUGUUGAAUCAAAAUCACAUUCUAGGACAGUAUCAGAUGUGAUGCCAAGGGAGCCAUAUCUGAGGAAAAAUAUAGGUGUAGAUGACUUGUUCUCAUGCCUUCAUUACAUUCGCAACAGUCUAACAACACCUGAGGAGCAGAAGUAUAUUUCUUUUUUGCGAUUACUCUUCCAAAAUGAAUACUUUCAACAGGCAGUCAGCCUCCACAGUCAGCUGGUUGAAAUAACUGCUAGGUCGCCUCCAGUUAAACCAGUGACUGAUGAGGCCGAGGAACUGCACAGUGAAGUCCAACAUUAUAUUGUACAAGCUCAUAACAAUGGCAAAGCCCAGCAACUGCUUUCACUGCUGCAGAAACCAAAUAUCAAAAAUCUACUCAUUGCACAUGACGCAGUAUCCCAGCAGGCACUGCAACCUGUAGAAGACAUUGAGGGCCAGGGAGAGCCAAUUGAUUACCCACUUCUACAGUAUGGGGAGGAUACUGUUAAGAUCAUUCACCUUGAGAAGACAGGAGAACACUUGGGAGCCACUGUAAAGAAUGAAGGAGAAUCUGUAAUAAUUGGUCGAAUUGUGAAAGGUGGUGUUGCAGAAAAGAGUGGACUCCUACAUGAGGGAGAUGAAGUUCUGGAGGUGAAUGGUAUUGACAUGAGAGGCAGGAACAUCAACGAUGUGUCAGAGAUGCUGGCAAACAUGACUGGAACAAUCACAUUCAUGAUCAUACCUGGCCACAGCCCUUCACCAAAUAACCGGCAGAAAUCAAACAAAGUGAUGCAUUUACGAGCACUUUUCUCAUAUGAACCCGAAGACGAUCCCUAUAUCCCCUGCCGAGAACUAGGCAUCAGUUUUUUAAAAGGGGAUAUCUUGCAUGCUAUUGCCCUUGAUGAUCCCAACUGGUGGCAGGCCUUUAGAGAAGAGGAGGAGGAGGAGCAUUCCUUGGCUGGCCUGAUACCUAGCAAGUCAUUUGCUGAACAACGUGAGGCUCUGAAAAUAUCUUUAGAAAAUAAAGAAAACAAGAGGAAACACAGAGUUUGUGCAUGCGGAAGAAAAGAUCACAAGAAUAAGAAAAAGAAGAAAUAUGUAAAUGGUGGCACUUCUGAAGAUUAUGAUGAGAUCCUUUCUUAUGAGGAAAUAGUCAGGUACUAUCCUCAGCCUAACAGAAAGCGACCUAUUGUUCUAAUUGGACCAUCCAAUGUUGGCCGUAAUGAGCUUCAGCAGAGACUUCUGGACUCAGAUGCGGACAGAUUUGGUGCUCCUGUGCCUCAUACCACAUGUCCGCCGCGGAGCAAUGAACUGCAAGAUGGAACUUACAAUCACAUCUCUCGUGAAGAAUUUAAUAUGAUGAUUCAGCAGAACCAGUUUGUGGAGUUUGGGUACCACCAGAAACACAUGUAUGGCACAUCUUUUGAUGCAGUCAGGGAUGUUAUAGCACAGGGCAAAGUUUGCUUGUUGAAAAUGCAACCAGAGACUUUGAAAGUGAUCCAUGCCUCUGAUUUGAUGCCAUAUGUAGUGUUUGUGCGCCCACCAAACUUAGAGAAAUUGGGGCGGCUACAAGAUCAGCUGAAAACACCAGUUGUAAAUGGAGUCAAGAAAGGAAAAGAGAGUCUGUCUGUUGAUGAACAGCUGAGAGGCAUAAUUGAUCAUUCACGUGAGAUUGAGGAGCAGUACGGACACCUGUUUGACUUCAUUCUUGUCAAUAGUGAUCUGGACCAGGCGUACACCGAGUUGUUGGCGGAAAUCAACAGAAUUGAAGUAGAGCCCCAGUGGGUGCCUGCAGCUUGGAUUAAGUAA
Candidula unifasciata is the source of this 2519-nucleotide messenger RNA. Lineage: Eukaryota; Metazoa; Mollusca; Gastropoda; Stylommatophora; Geomitridae. The record is from the annotation of a GenBank genome assembly.